Molecule: messenger RNA, 1531 nt
Organism: Hirundo rustica (Barn swallow)
Lineage: Eukaryota; Metazoa; Chordata; Aves; Passeriformes; Hirundinidae
Gene: PPIL4
Product: peptidylprolyl isomerase like 4
Exons: 13
Coding region: 30-1469 (479 amino acids)
Biological process (GO): protein peptidyl-prolyl isomerization
Cellular component (GO): nucleus
Molecular function (GO): RNA binding; peptidyl-prolyl cis-trans isomerase activity
Source: RefSeq, a predicted model, not a curated record
CGCGGGGCCGGGCCGAGGCGCGCGCGGCCAUGGCGGUGCUGCUGGAGACCACAGUGGGCGACCUGGUCAUCGACCUGUACACGGAGGAGCGGCCCCGCGCUUGUCUGAAUUUCCUGAAGCUCUGCAAAGUCAAGUACUACAACUAUUGUCUUAUUUAUAAUGUACAAAGGGAUUUCAUUAUACAAACUGGUGACCCCAUGGGAACUGGCCGUGGAGGGGAAUCCAUAUUUUGCCAACUGUAUGGUGAUCAAGCCAGAUUUUUUGAGGCAGAAAAGGUGCCAAGAAUCAAGCACAAGAAAAAGGGAACUGUGUCAAUGGUGAACAAUGGCAGUGAUCAGCAUGGAUCACAGUUCCUCAUUACCACAGGGGAAAACCUGGAUUAUCUUGAUGGUGUACAUACAGUAUUUGGAGAAGUGACAGAAGGCAUGGAUGUAUUGAAGACAAUCAAUGAAACCUUUGUAGAUAAGGAUUUUAUCCCAUAUCAAGAUAUCAGGAUAAAUCAUACAGUAAUUUUAGAUGAUCCCUUUGAUGAUCCACCUGGCUUGUGUGUUCCUGAUCGCUCACCAGAACCUACGAAGGAGCAGCUUGAUAGUGGCAGAAUAGGAGCAGAUGAAGAAAUUGAUGACAUGAAAGGACGGUCUGCCGAUGAAAUAGAGGAAGUUCAGGCAGAAAAAGAAGCAAGAACUCGUGCCAUUCUUCUGGAAAUGGUGGGAGACUUACCAGAUGCAGACAUCAAGCCACCAGAAAAUGUACUGUUUGUUUGUAAACUGAAUCCUGUGACUACAGGUGAAGACCUGGAGAUAAUAUUUUCACGAUUUGGUCCCAUUAAAAGUUGUGAAGUGAUCCGAGACUGGAAGACUGGCGAAUCUCUUUGUUAUGCUUUCAUUGAGUUUGAAAAGGAGGAAGACUGUGAGAAAGCCUACUUCAAAAUGGACAAUGUGCUGAUAGAUGACAGACGGAUACAUGUGGAUUUUAGCCAGUCUGUUGCAAAGAUUAAAUGGAAGGGAAAAGGUGGGCAGUAUACCAAAGAAGAUUUCAAGGACUAUGAGAAGGAACGUGACAAAUCUUCGAAAUUUGCUCUGAAAGAAAAGGUAAAACCAAAGCAAGAUGCCAAGUAUGACCUUGUGCUGGAUGAGGAUGUAGAAGAGUCUCACACAAGUCAGUCUCACUUGGCUAAAAAACAGAAGAAGAAAAAGCAUCACCACUCUGAAGAUGAAGAUGAUGACAAGAGGACCAAAAAAUCUAAGGAUUCUGACCGAAAGCAUGAAGAACGCUGUAGGGAGAGGACCAAGAGUGAGAAGAAAGACAGGCAUCGGAGCCGCAGCCGUUCUCAGGACAGAGAUUACACUUCCAGCAGACAGAAAGACAAAUACAGAGAAGAUGUCCGAGUCAGAGACUGGGAUAAAAAAGCAGACAGAAGCAGAAGCCCUAAAAAAUCAAAAGACAAAGAGAGGUCCAAGUACAGAUGAAGGACAAGGAAAAGACGGGGGGCAACUAAAAUAAUAAAUUUAACAUUUUUUUGUUUGUGUUA